GGCAUUGAUAUGGACCUAAGGUCGUUCUGUCCCUAGUAACAGACGUGCGCCCGAGGCCGUUAUGAUGUGAAUUGUUCUGUCCCUAUUAAUCGUAUUGUAGUGAUACAUGUGUCUUUUGUUAAUAGUUAUUGUUAAUGUUCUGUUAUACGCAAGACAACUAUGUCGACUUGUAAUAAACCAUGGGGAAAUGUACGUGCACUGUUGUAUAAUGGUAUUCUUAUGAUUCUAAGGAUUAUUCUGUUUUGCUAGUACUGGGCCAGAGGCCGUUCUGUAAUAUCUGUGGGCCAGAGGCCAAUCUGUUAAUAUCUGGACCAGAGGCCAAUCUAUUGAUAUCUGUGGGCUAGAGGCCAAUCUGUUGAUAUUCGGGUCAGAGGCCAAUCUGUUGAUAGCUGGGCUUAAAGUCGUUCUAUAUUAUAUCUGGGCUUACAACCGAUCUGUAUUAUAUCUGGGCUUACAGCCGAUUUGUAUUAUAUCUGGGCUUACUGGGCCAGAGGCCGUUCUGUAAUAUCUGUGGGCCAGAGGCCAAUCUGUUAAUAUCUGGACCAGAGGCCAAUCUAUUGAUAUCUGUGGGCUAGAGGCCAAUCUGUUGAUAUUCGGGUCAGAGGCCAAUCUGUUGAUAGCUGGGCUUAAAGUCGUUCUAUAUUAUAUCUGGGCUUACAACCGAUCUGUAUUAUAUCUGGGCUUACAGCCGAUUUGUAUUAUAUCUGGGCUUACAGCCAUUCUGUCGUAUAUCUGGGCUUACAGCCGCUCUAUAUUAUAUAUGGGCCUGAGGCCAUUCUGUGUUACAUGUGGAUCUGAGGCCGUUUUAAAAUAUGAUUAUGAAUAAGAUCUGUGUAUGGUUUGAUAUGCAUGUUUACAUUCUUUAAGCCUAUACCCGUCUAACUCACCUCCUUACAUGGCUAUUAUUCACUGAGCCUUGCUCACUCCGUUUUUUUUUAUGUAUAUUUAUGUAGGUGAGCCAUCGGAGAUUGACACUAGAAUUGUAUUGAGGUCUACCUGUCUGCCAAGCCACCUGGGGUACGCCUCCAUGUUGAGGCCUUAAUUUGUGUUGGGAGUCAUAUAAAUUAUUAAGUCUUAUGUAAGAGUGUGUGAGAUCUAUAUGAAUUCUGUGAUUAUAUAUAUAACUCUGGGAAUGUAUUUAAAUGCUUAAAUCCAAUUAAACCAUAAUGUAUGCACAAGCUCAAUGGAUGUUGUCUUUUAUUGAUAUUGCUUCCGCUUAAGGCCCCGUAUGUGUUUAAAUAUUAUUCUUAAUUCUGUUUGAGGCCUAUGUACGGGCCGGUCAUGAACCAAACUUUUAGGGGCGGGUUUGGGUCAUGGCACUUGUCUUUGAAGCAUAUCUUGGAAGUCGUAGGGCAUUGAUGUUUUUCAACUAACAAACAGUUUGUUCCAUUCUAUGGCUCUAAAUUCUUGAUAAUGAAUUGGAAGACAAAACCAUGUGUUCCUUCAGUUGCUAAUGUCUCUCUGUAGAUCCCAAUAUUCUAAUGCCCCCUUCAUCACUCAUUCUACAUUUCAGAGGAUAACUCACAUCAUCUUUGAUCUAUAUAUACACACAUAUAUGAGCAGAGAGUCUACACCAUAGCCAACACAACAAGUCUUUGAGUCUUGACAUUCAUCAUUGCCACAGCUUCCACUUCUACUAAGUCCUGUCUAUUCUUUUCCUUUUUCAUUCAGAAAAAUGGCUAUUCGUAUGCCUCGCAUUAUUCAUGCUAAACAAAUCCUCCGACAGUCUUCAUCAUCGAAAUCAAACCAAGAAGCUUCAUCAGCAGCAAUAGAUGUCCCAAAGGGCUAUCUAGCAGUUUAUGUUGGAGAGAGUAAAAAGAGGCGAUUUGUGAUUCCGCUAUUGUACUUGAACCAACCUUCAUUCCAAGACUUGUUAAGUCAAGCCGAGGAAAAAUUUGGAUUUGAUCAUCCAAUGGGUGGUCUCACCAUUCCCUGCAAAGAAGACAUCUUCAUUGACCUCACUUCUCGAUUGGGUCGAUCAUGAUUCAUUAUAGAAGAAAUGCUAGGAUACGUCAGCAGAACACAUUUGUAAAGAAGUAAUUACCAUUUCUAUGUACAAAAUUUCUCUCUUUUCCUUUUAUUGUUCACACAAUCGAUUCAUGGUAGAGAUAAAUGUCAUAAGAAAAUUAAUAUAAUUCUCACAUUAAGAGGGAAAAUCUUCAUUGCAUUGAAAUUUCCAUUUGUUUGUAUAGCUUCUGUAGUGUUAAUAUUGGUAAACAAAUGCAUUCCACUUAUUUGGACUUAUCAUGUUGGUCAUGGUUGUUUUAGCAAGAAAAAAAACUGAAUCAAUAGUCAUUGCCUAACCAAUUAUGUCUCAUAGAGAUUUGAUGAAAUUCUUUUGGACACUCUUAUCGCAAUAUGCUAGGGUACAAAAGCUAGGCCAUGGAUGACGGAUUGAUAUUGAAUUGCAAAAUGCAUAUGCUAAAUUAUGGAAUUUUUGGAGCCAUUAUCAGCAAUAGAGUAUAAAUAGGCUGUGAUUAUCUGUUGGUGAAUUAUGUAAAAACUAUGUAUUUCUGAGGAUGUCAUGGUUAACAUUAACAAUUCCAAUGGAAGGAAGUCAAAAUAGAGAACCAGUCACUACAUACAGAGUACCAUAAACACCAAUGUAAGGCUGUUUUUACAACAUUUAUGGGUUCAUGGAGCAGGUCUAGAGCAACAACCAAAGGGAUCCGAUUUGACUGAAAAAGGUUAAUUUCAUUGAAGAGGUCUGCAGCAGCUAAAGAACUUGUUAUGGAUUUUGACGCUGUCAUCAGGGUAGCCUCUCCAGUAGGCAAUAUCAGUGAAUUGUACUUUUUCAUUUUACCAAAGAUUAGGGUUGGAGUGAAGAGGUUAAAAUUGUCAUUUUGAGGUAUCAUGUUUGUUAUGACUGUUAUUCACUAGAGCUUUAAUCAACAAAGAAGCUACUCUCCUUUGGGUUGGUGACCUGUGAAUGAUUUUGAUUGUUCAAAGCAAAAGUUUUUGUAAUGAUUCCAUUAAAAAUUUGCAUGAC
Messenger RNA from Camellia sinensis, 2989 nucleotides. NCBI's taxonomy places the organism in Eukaryota, Viridiplantae, Streptophyta, Magnoliopsida, Ericales, Theaceae. The record is from RefSeq and is a predicted model, not a curated record.